AUGGAGGUGGAAGUCAUCAUCCCAACUCCGGCGUCCGCCGACUUCAACUUCGACAGCUCCUCCACUUCCCCCUUCAUCAGCGCCCCCUCCAGCCCCUCCUUCUACUGCCGCUCAUCUGCCGCCUCCGCCGCCGCCGCCUCGGCCGUCCCCUUCGGCUGGGAGGAGAAGCCCGGCGUCCCCAAGUCAACCGCCCCGUCCUCCGCCGCCUCCUCCACCUACGGCGACGCCGACGACGGUCUCGACGCCGCCGGAGAAUUCGCCUUCGAUUUCAGCGGCCACCUGCUCCGGGAGCCCCUCCCCGCCGAUGAGCUCUUCGACGGCGGCAGGAUCAGGCCCCUCAAGCCCCCGCCGGGCCUCCAGCGCGACCCGCCGGAGACUCCGCCGCCGCGGUCCCCCCGCUCGCCGGGGAAAUUCAUCCGGGAGGCCCUCUCCCCGAAAAAUCGGUCAAGAGACUUCGACCCUUUCGCCGCCGCCAUGGAACAGACUCGCUGGGACGGCGACGGCCGGCAGAAAUCCGGCGAGAGAAAGAAAGGCCGAGGGAAAAAGAUCUCCAGAUCCCUGUCGCCUUUCCGGGUCUCCGACAUGCUCUUCGAACCCGACCCGACAAAUGAGCCCGAUAAAGGCCCGGCGACCGGCUUCUCCUCCUUCUGGCACCGGCGGUGGAGGAUCAAGGACCUGCUGCUGUUCAGGAGCGCGUCCGAGGGCCGGGCCGCGGGGCCCGGCCUUCUUGGAAGGCCCCGCCGGGACGACGCCAUCGCCAAGGAUUCGAGUUUCGGGUCGGGCUCUAGCAGAAGGAGGGCCGGGCCAGGAGUGUCGGCCCACGAGCUGCACUACACGGCGAACAGGCAGCUGUCGGAGGAGAUGAGGAGGAGGACCUUUCUGCCCUACAAACAGGGCCUAUUGGGCUGCUUGGGCUUCCACCCGCCGGCCCACGAUCUGUAUCCAGCCCAGCCUGAGAAAACUACUGGUUGA
This is a messenger RNA of Striga hermonthica, 972 nucleotides long. The record is from the annotation of a GenBank genome assembly. Lineage: Eukaryota; Viridiplantae; Streptophyta; Magnoliopsida; Lamiales; Orobanchaceae.